UCCUUUCUCUUCUCCUUUCAUUUUCCUCCACUGCGUCGUCGAUGGUGAAGUUACUGCAGCCGCAGAAUCCGAGAAACCGUCGUACCACCAAUAACAACAGUAGUAAUGGUAACAGUCAGGGCAACAACAAUGCUGCUAUCACGACUGUUAAUAAUGGGGAUAUCGUGAAGGGCAAGAGAAAAAGGAGGAGUGUCCCAAGGGACUCUCCUCCACAGCGUAGCUCGAUAUACCGAGGAGUCACAAGGCACCGAUGGACGGGACGAUAUGAAGCUCAUCUGUGGGAUAAGAACUGCUGGAACGAAUCACAGAACAAGAAAGGCCGACAAGUCUAUCUCGGUGCCUACGAUGAUGAAGAUGUGGCCGCGCAUGCUUACGACCUAGCAGCACUCAAAUAUUGGGGCAUCGAUACCAUUCUUAAUUUUCCGCUAUUGACAUAUCAGAAGGAACUCAAAGAAAUGGAAGGGCAGUCCAGAGAAGAGUACAUUGGAUCAUUGAGAAGGAAGAGCAGUGGUUUCUCCAGAGGAGUUUCGAAAUACAGAGGUGUUGCCAGGCAUCAUCACAAUGGAAGAUGGGAAGCUCGAAUAGGCAGAGUCUUUGGAAACAAGUACCUCUACCUUGGGACAUACGCAACUCAAGAAGAAGCCGCAAUCGCCUACGACAUGGCCGCAAUAGAGUACCGCGGGCUCAAUGCCGUCACUAAUUUCGACCUCAGCCGUUACAUCAAAUGGCUAAAACCCGAUAACAGCGCUAGCCAAAGUCAGCCCGAUCCUAAUGUUGACCAGAAUCUAACCACAGCCGUGCCUAACCAUGAUGGACUAAGCCACAUGCCAGUUCAGUCGAAGCAUGGCGACUUCGACGACGUGCCACUUCACCGGUCUCGGCCAGCAAGUGCCACAUCAGCCCUGGGGCUUCUUCUCCAGUCCUCAAAGUUCAGGGAGAUGAUGGAAAUGACAUCGGCAGCUGAUGGUGCAGCGCCUUCAAGGGAGAGCUCCGCAGUCGUCUCCAAGUGCAGUUUCCCAGAGGAGAUACAGACGUACUUCGAGUGUCAGGAGUCGAACAGCCUUGAGGAGGGGGAUGAUAUUAUUUUCGGGCAGCUCAACGCCUUCACACCACCACUUUUCUAGUGUGAUCUUGAUGCGUGAAGGGGACAAGUAGGUGCUCCAGUUCUCCGAUGUGGCUCGUUUCGGUUUGAUGGAAUGAUAAGGGAAUGUGAUAGAAUAACACAUAAAGUUUUAUGUUGCCGGAUCACAAAUUCCCUUUUCAUUCCGGCAUGCCGAUCGAUCCAUUAUGUCAGUCCAAUUCAUAUACGUUUUGAUUUUGAAGGUUUGUUAUUUGAGGUAAAAUGGCUAUAUACCUAACCAGAAGAAGAUCUGGGAGUGGAGAUAAAUCCUUGGGAUCUUAGUGGACUAAUUAAUUAUCUUAUUUGUUGAAAAUGUAAAGAUUUGUUAUUUAACGAUUAUUCAUUUGGAAUUAGUAAUAUAAGAAGUUGCAUUAAAAGGAAAGAGGGGGGGUGGUGGGGGUGUAUUUAUAUUGUUGGCCCUUUUUUCUCUUGUUGAAACAUAACUGGCCCUUACUUUUUUUUCCCCCUCUCUUUUUGGGUGAAUCAUCACAGUCCAAAUUUUAACUCCUUAUAAAUGU
Messenger RNA from Punica granatum (pomegranate), 1638 nucleotides. Lineage: Eukaryota; Viridiplantae; Streptophyta; Magnoliopsida; Myrtales; Lythraceae. The record is from RefSeq and is a predicted model, not a curated record.